Naegleria gruberi is the source of this 1005-nucleotide messenger RNA. RefSeq lists its product as uncharacterized. Gene Ontology annotation, molecular function: antiporter activity. The record is from RefSeq and is a predicted model, not a curated record. NCBI's taxonomy places the organism in Eukaryota, Heterolobosea, Eutetramitea, Acrasida, Naegleriidae. Bases 1 to 1005 code for a protein of 334 amino acids. Gene Ontology annotation, cellular component: Golgi apparatus. The transcript has a single exon.
AUGGCAGGAGGAGGUUCAACCUACAAAUCGACAGAACCAAUCGGAACUGGUAGAAUAUUCUUUUAUUGCAUUGUUUGGCUGAUAUUGGUGAUUGGUCUAUCGUUUAUGAAUAAAGCAGUAUUUAAAUGGACAGAAUUCAAGUAUCCAGUGCUGCUGUCGACUGUACAUAUGAUUAUAAAUUGGUUGAUGGGAAGUUUUGUGUGGGGAAGGAUGAAUGGAAAGAUAAAGGAGGAAGAGGAAAAGAAGGGUCAUGAUUUGAGACAUUUAAUAAUGUACUUCUCAUUGUUAUUUGUAUUGAAUAUUGCUUUCGGAAAUAUGAGUGUCAAGGCAGUGAAUUUAUUGUUGAGUCAAGUUUUCAGAUCUUCAAUGCCAAUAUUUAUAAUGAUUUGUUCGGUUGUGUUGGGUGUUGGAAGUAGACCUAGUACACGCGUUAUUCUCACUGUUUUACCAAUUAUUAUUGGAGUUUAUUUGACUUGUAAGAAAGAUGACAGUAAGGUUAGCUCAAAUACUGAAGAAGAUUUAUUGAAUAUCAAAUCAUUGGCUAUUUUAUUAAUUGGAAACAUUAUGUGUGCUCUCAAAACUACUCUUACCAAUAAGUAUCUCAAUCAGUACAAGUUCCAUCCAAUUUAUUUAUUGAGUAAGCUUUCAAUGUGGAGCUCUUUUGGAAUGUUUGCUUUUGCUGCAGUGACUGGAGAAGUUUCAGACCUUUUCAACAAUAAUUUACAUGUUUUAUAUAAUGUCAAGACAGUUGGAUUUGUCAUUUCUACAGGAUUUGUUGCAUUCCUAUUGAACUAUUUCAAUUUCCUUGCCAAUUCCUCUACAAGUCCACUCACAAUGGGAAUUUGUGGAUUGUUACAUCAAGUGCUGACAGUCUACCUUUCUACCAUUGUUUUUGAUACAUCUUUGAAUCAAACUAAUGUGAUUGGUAUUUGUCUUGCAAUGAUUGGCAGUGCUCUCUAUACUUUUGUAAAGUAUUUAGAAGCUCAAAAAGUAAAAUCAAACUAA